Zea mays is the source of this 1216-nucleotide messenger RNA. RefSeq lists its product as uncharacterized. Lineage: Eukaryota; Viridiplantae; Streptophyta; Magnoliopsida; Poales; Poaceae. The record is from RefSeq and is marked predicted.
AUCCUCCGGCUCCUGCCAGACCUAGGCUAUUUCCCGAUCAGACCUGUUAUUUCCCGAUCAGACCUAUUCCUCUCUCGGCCUCCCACCGCCACCGGCGGCGACGAGUAACUCGCCCGCUGACCCCAGCAGGCAGCCAUGGGAGGGCACGGCGGGUUGAACAUCCUGCCGCAGAAGCGGUGGAACGUCUAUAACUUCGACAACCGUGAGAAGGUGCAAAAAGACGAGGCCGCCGCCGCCCGGGAGGAGCAGCUCCAGCGCGAGGCGGAACGCCGCCGCGAGUCGGAUCUACGCCUCGCUGCACUACGCCGUAACCGCGGCCUGGUCCAGGCGGAGACGCCCCCCGCUCCUCCAUCUCACCCCGCCGGCCCCGCUGAUCCGGCGGACGCCCUUCCUUCCCCGGCGGACGCCCUUCCUUCCCCGGCAACGGAUGGAGACCACAUCAACCUCUUCUCAGGUGGAUCAGGCGUCGCCACUGAUUUCGAUGCGCUCGCCUCGGCCAGUGGUGGGAGGGGCGCGGCUCGGGAGCGGGAGCCUGAUGCCGACCCUAACCCUAAGAAGCGGAAGAAGAAGGAAGAGGAGGUGAGGGUUGUGGGGCCCGAUGAGGAGAAGUACAGGCUGGGCUACGGCCUUGCCGGGAAGGGCGUGGCGGUGCCCUGGUACAUGUCGAGCCCUGCAGCGGCAGCGGCCAAGGAGGGGAGGGGCAGAGAUGCAAGGGAGGGUAACGGGGUGAAGAGGAGUGGAGGGAAGAAGAGCAUCGAAGAGCUGAGGGAGGAGAGGAAGAAGAGAGAGGCCAAGGAGAAGGAACGCGAGCGAGCCAUCCUUGUUGCUGCAGGGAGGAAGGAGAGACAGGUGGAUCGGGGGCGCCAGUCAAGAUGGGCUCGGUGAUGUAAGGAUUUUCAUGGUAUAAUGUCCAAGAAUACUAAGGAAUUAAGGAUAAGUCAUCGAACCGGGCAUGGCCUGACUACCUUACCAUGCAGAUGCAUGUGGCUGCAAAAAUUACACCGUUCAGUUGCCAAAGGAUAGUUGUGAGCAGUCCAAGAGCAUCAUGAUAUCAGUAACAAGAAGAUUGUAUCAUUUGUUGGAAAUCAAUUUAUUUGGAUCUUUUUUUGUAAAAUAUUCCGUGUAAUAUACUGAGAAUGCAAUGAAGUCAUGAAGCUAGCAGUACAUGUAACACAGGUGUUGCUUGCUGUUUGUAAAGCUAUUUACUUGGAUUGCC